AUGGAGGAAUUUGGCUCAACGUCGUCUAGAUGCGCCUUUCUACGACUCCGGGAUCGCAGAGGACGUAAACUCUGGACCAUAAGUGCUCACGCACCUACGGAAACCGCUGAGAACAACAGUAAGGACGCCUUCUAUGAUGAACACAAUGCGUUGAUGUCUAAAAUACCAAGUCAGCAGGUGGUCAUUGUCGGAGUCGACGCAAAUGCGAAGAUGGGAUUCGAACAGCAAUCCGAUGUGCUAGGAAAAUGGAAUUAUCCAGCGGAGGACAACGGUGACCUUCUGGUCGACUUGUGCGAACACACGGGCCUCAUUAUCGCUUCCACCUUUAAGAGGAAUCAUCGACGCCAUCAGCUCACGUGGCAGGAGUCAACCCUUUUAACGCCCGAAGAGCAGCGCAAGCGGAAGAUGAGGACUCUUAAGCUUCAGCUUGACUACGUUCUGGCGAGGAACAUUCCUCAGCCAGAUAUCCGAAAAUCUAGAGCUGUUUGA
Molecule: messenger RNA, 489 nt
Organism: Necator americanus (New World hookworm)
Lineage: Eukaryota; Metazoa; Nematoda; Chromadorea; Rhabditida; Ancylostomatidae
Exons: 1
Coding region: 1-489 (162 amino acids)
Source: RefSeq, a predicted model, not a curated record